AUGGUCUACUCUGAUUCGAGUAUGGAUUCCUUGGCGGCGGAUGAGGAAGAAGAGGGACACAAUGUUAGACAUAUGUACGUGUCUCGACUGGAUUCGGAACCAGAGUGGGAUGUGGACAGCUACGACGGUCGCGAGUACGAAUCAGAUCCUGAGGUUCGCGAGUUGUUCUCUGACGACGAAGAGUAUCAGGAAUACAGUCGUAGCAAGCGCGAGGCUUUCGAGAGUAAGGGUUUUGUUUGUGAUCCUCUGAGCAGAAACUACCCAAUUAAAGAUGAACAUAUGGAAAUACUGGUGGUGUCUGAGAAUGUGACUGUCCGGCAAUUGAUGACAGAUCUUGCUAACUUGUGUGUUAAGAAAUUCAACGAGGAGAAGGGGAAGACAGUGGAAUUGGUAGAGAUCGUAAGAGUGAUUGUAACCGGAGGAGGUACAAGGAAAGCUUAUAUAACGUUUAUGGCCCGGGAGUCUCUUAACGGACCUCUCGUAGAGUACCAAGCCAAAGUGGUGACAUAUGCUGGGAACUGGAAACCUCCCUUUCCCAUCUUUUGCAGACCAACUCCUAAACCCUCUAUCUAG
Microthlaspi erraticum is the source of this 573-nucleotide messenger RNA. The record is from the annotation of a GenBank genome assembly. Lineage: Eukaryota; Viridiplantae; Streptophyta; Magnoliopsida; Brassicales; Brassicaceae.